AUGUCUAAUGAUGUUGUGGGAACCUCUUCCGAUUCUGCGGGCAAACACUUUACACUCAUCACCGGUCCUCUUGCUGGUGCCAUUGUGCGUGCGGAGUUGAAGGAACUGCAGAAGGCUGAUCUUGGUCGCAAAUAUGGCUUGAAGGACAGACGGCCACUCGAUCCUCCACCCGUGGUUCAGCUGCAACUCUUUCGUACUUUCGACUCCGGGACUCCGCACGAGAGGGAAGAGGAAAUUGAGUAUACGUGA
Messenger RNA from Postia placenta MAD-698-R-SB12, 249 nucleotides. RefSeq lists its product as hypothetical. The record is from RefSeq and is a predicted model, not a curated record. NCBI's taxonomy places the organism in Eukaryota, Fungi, Basidiomycota, Agaricomycetes, Polyporales, Adustoporiaceae. Bases 1 to 249 code for a protein of 82 amino acids. The transcript is spliced from 3 exons.